AUGUCAAGUGAAUUCCUACAAUCUUCAUCGCCUUCUCGUGGUGAUGGGGAUUCCCAUAAAAAUGAUCAUCUGAGUAUGAACAUUAUGAUGCCUACUCAAACUCCUUUACAUAAUAAAAUAUCAACAUCUUCAUUCCCACUAACGAAGUCAUCUUCAAAGACUCAACAACAGCUUGGACAACAACAAGGUCAACUACCACCACAAGGACAAUUUUUUAAUGUUACUGCGUCAGCAUCUAAAUAUCUCAAUCAACCUUUAAACUUGCUGGGAUGGACUCCUUUGAUAUCUAAAACUUAUACCAAUGAACAAAUCUUGUCAUUCAAUUCAACUCCAAAUAAAUUAUUACUCCAAACUUCAAAUUCUACAAAUAAUAACAAUAGUAUGAACAAUGUAUCAGGAGUUAAUGAUUUGGAUUUUCAAGGGUUUGGUUUAACUCCUUUUCUAAACCAUAACAUAAACGUAUUAGGAAGUGCAUCAUCAAUGAAUCAAUUUAAUAGUCUUACACCUUAUCAUGAGAAAAUAUUCCAUAAUUCAAAUGAUUUUUAUAUUGAUUCUCCAAUUAGAUUUGGUAAUACUAGUACCAAUGAGAUUCAAGCUAUAACUCCUUCAAAAUUUAGUCUUAAUUCUGUGGCAAAUAAGAAAAUCUUGCAAGAUCCAUUGAAAAGUGCAACUAAACGUUCAAUUGCUUUACUUGAUACACCGCCUCGACAACCUCAUAAAUUGAGUAUUUCUACCAAAGCUGAAAAAGAUGAUAAAGAAAACGAAACCGAUGAUGAAAAUAUAAUACCAGGAAAAAACCGAGGCGUUGUUAAUGAUGAAGACAACGAUGAGGAUGACUAUGACGAUGAUGACAAUGAUGCUUUUGAUAAAAAAGCACUUUUACAAACUCCAUCAAAAGUACUUAAAGAUAUAACUAAUAAACCACCAACUACUCAAUUUCAAACUCCAGCAAAACAAAAAUUACUUGCUCCUAGUUCACCAUCAACUAUUAUAUUAUCGAGUCCAACAAAAGGAAGUAGUGUUAAGCCAAAAAAGAGCUUUCUUUCCCGAAAAGAAAAUGAUUCAACUAUGGAUAUGAUGAUUAAUGGACCUCCAAGUCCAACACCAGCAAAGAAUUUACCAAUAACACCAGUUAUGGGAGUUUUCAAUGAAAAGAAACCAUCUACUACAACUAAAGGUGAAACUUCAAAGAAACCUCUGACACAACCUACUCAAAAAUCUACCCUGAGUCAAAAUUCUAGUCAAUCAAAAUCUACCACCACUACUACUAAUAAUAAUAAUAAAAGCAAACCAAAGCCAAAAUCUAAGCCAAAGACCAAACAGGCAUCCUCAUCAUCAUCCAAUAAUACUUCAGUUAAUGUUGAUGAUUCUAAACGAAGGGCAGCUAACAAGGCAAAAAUGCAAGCAGGCAUGAAUAAAUUUCAAAUUGUAUUAACUGAUGUUCAUACUUUGGUAAAUUCCAAAAAGAAGAAACCUAAAGAUGAACUGAAAAACACAAUGGAUAAGAAAUCUAUUAGUAAACAACCAUCAAACAAUCAACUACAUCCACCUUUACAAGUGCCGCCCCAAUCAUCUUCAUCAUCAUCUGUAGCAUCACUGUCACAACAAAUACCACCAGUACAAUUGAAUGCACAACUGUCUAAUAUGACUGAUCAUAAUAUUACCAUGAACAGUACAAAAGAACAUAGUAGCAUCAUAUCAGGAGGUAACAACACAAUGAAUACAAGUCAUUUGAAUAUGACCACCGAUCAUUCAUCAUUUGAAUUAGGUGGUAAUUUUGCAUCUACACCAAAUUCAAAGUUUCUACUAGAUAAAAUAUUUGAAAAAACUUCACCACAAACGAAUUAUUUUAUUCACCAACAACAACAACAACAGCAACAACAAAUGGUACAAAUGACACAGCAACAACAUCAACAUCAACAAAUGAUUCAUGCUUUACAACAAGCACAAAGUCAAUCACUGCAAGAUGGUUCAAUGCCACCUCCGAUAAUUAUUUCAUCAUCAAAUAAACAACAACCAAUACAAUAUUUACCACCACAGCAACAACAACAAAUGCCAAUGAUGACAAUGACAAUGUCUACCCCACAACAUCAAGGAAUUAUAAAUUAUAAUCCUCAAUUGUAUUCUAGUACUGGAGAUAACAAUACUUCACCGGAUGCAUUAUAUACUUUUGCAACAAAUACUAGUACUACACCACAAGGUAUUUCAAUUUAUCAUAAUACUAAUUCCACAUUUAACAAUCAACAAAGACAUCAUCCAUUUGAUGAUUCAAUAGAGUAG
Molecule: messenger RNA, 2280 nt
Organism: Candida tropicalis MYA-3404
Lineage: Eukaryota; Fungi; Ascomycota; Pichiomycetes; Serinales; Debaryomycetaceae
Exons: 1
Coding region: 1-2280 (759 amino acids)
Source: RefSeq, a predicted model, not a curated record